UGAGGUGAGACUAAAAUUGCGGAACGCUGGCUCAGAGAGAGGUGAGACAGAGAGGUAUUGAUCGACCGAGGCCUAAUUAAUUCCAAUUUCUAGAAAACAACCCCCCGGAAGUUAAAGAAAAAAAUGGCCGAUGACGAGGACUUUGAGAGACAGCUCCAGCUGGAAAAGGAAGAGCAGUACAAACAGGAGCAGGGCUACACCUACACUGACCCCAACGACGGCACAGUCUACGAAUGGGACACGGGGAAACAGGCCUGGUUUCCAAAGGUGGAUGAAGAUUUCCUCGCUGCAUACCAAGCCAACUAUGGCGUCAACACUGACGAGCAGAGCGUGAAGUCCUACUACGAGCAGUAUGCGGCCCAGCUGGCAUCGGAACAGCCCAAACUGGAGAACUCGGAGAGCGAGGAAGAAGACGACGAUGACGAUGAUGAUGACGACGAUGAUGAAAACCCAGAGGGGGCAAAGAAGUUCGGAGCAGAAGAGCCCAAGAAGGAAGCAGGGGAGGGGCAGAAGGCCAAGGGAGCCCAGAAGAGGAAGGCGGAAGAAGGGUGGUUCGAGAUCGACGACACCAAGAACACCAACGUCUACGUCAGUGGCCUGCCCUUGGACACCACCCUGCCGGAGUUUGAGGAGCUGAUGCAGAAGUGCGGGCUGAUCAUGUUUGACGAGGAGAAGCAGGAGAACAAGAUUAAGCUAUACUUGGAUGAGCACGGCAACGUCAAAGGCGACGGCCGCUGCUGUUACUUGAAGAGGGAGUCAGUCGGCCUUGCCGUACAGAUACUGGACGACUCCGUCAUCCGAGGCCACAAAAUCCACGUCGAGCUGGCCAAGUUUGAGAUGAAAGGGGACUACAAGCCGCUGCCAAAAAAGAAGAAGAAGCCGAAGAAGAAAAAGAAAAAUCUCCAGGAGAAGUUGCUAGAUUGGAGGCCGGAGAAGAAGUUCCAUCAGCGUAAGAGAAACGAGCAGGUGGUCAUCAUCAAGCAUUUGUUCCACCCAGAUGAAUUUGAGGAAGAUGCCAUGAUUAUCAAUGAGAUCAAAGACGACCUGCAGUCAGAGUGCUCCAAGUUUGGAGAGGUCAAGAAAGUCCUCAUUUUUGAUAGGCAUCCUGACGGCGUGGCAUCCGUCAAAUUCAAGGAUGUAGAAAGUGCCGAUAAAUGCGUGGAGAGCCUUAACGGCAGGUGGUUCGCAAAGAGACAAUUGCAUUGUGAGCUCUGGGACGGCGUGACGGACUAUAAGAUCGAAGAGACGGACAAGGAGAGAGAAGAACGUAUCAAGAAGUGGGAGAACUUCCUGGAGGACGACGCCAAGACGAGGGAGCCCGGGAGCAGCGAGAAGCAGGACACCGGGCAGGAGAAGACAGGACCCCAGGAGAGCAAUAUCACUCAGCGCACCGCUGCCGACAGGUCCACAGACAAAGAGGCCAGAAGCGAUGCAAGACAGAACACCAAACCUGUUGAUGCAACUUGAUGGCUGAUGGAGGGAGUUGUGACAAAGUUUUCACUGGAAGCACAUGCAGGGGGGUGAACGGAACAUCCUGCCCAUGUGAGAUACCUUUCACGGUGUGACAUUGGCAGUGGACUUACAGGGGACCAGUGAAGAUGAGGUCACACUGCUUAUACAGACUGUGCUGAAGACAGGCCCCUUUCAUCGGCAGCAUAAGAUGAUAUACCUCAGGUCUGUUGGUCUGUCAUCCAGGUCAUUUGAGGUCGGGUUUUAUAUAGGUUAAUCUUCAGUGAGGCCAUUGAAAGUUAACUUCCCCCCCCAUCUGAUGUAAAGUAGACAGUGUGUCUAAAUUUCUAAGGAGACCGUUUCAUGGUGAGUUAUUGUAGAUCUUCAACUCAAGGUUACUUAUGGUCAAUUUAGGGUCAACUUGAAGUCAGUCUGUGGUUAUCUUUAUAUGCUACUGAUUAUCCUAACCAACAUCAAGCAUCUCUGUAUGAUGCGAUUCGAAAGGUUUAAUCUGUGCAUACAAUGCAAAAACACUGUGGAGAUAUUUUCUUUACCAUGGGUAAUAUUAUGUUACUUGUAUCAUUGUGAGGUUGUUAAAAAACAUCAGAUAUCCAUUUAUCACGGCAUGGACCGCAGGUUUCAGUUGACAGAGUUUGAAUUUUAACAUUGGAAAGAAAGCUCGAAAAGUUUCAGUGCGAACCUUGUCUUUUGAGAUUUUCAGUGGAAAGAUUUAGAACAGUGCCAAUUAAUGUCUUGAACCUGAGUAAAACAUUUUUUAUUUGUACAUUUCAUGAUCUCUUAUGUUUCCAGGGAACUUGUUUAGAAAUGGCUUUUUUCUUUUGGAUUUUAGUUUUGAUGCACAGGUGAACCGUGCAGUGUAUUGGUACUCUUAGGUCAGUCUUUAAAAGUAUAUUGAAUAAAUUUCUCAUUUAGUGAGUGAGUGUUACAAGGCUAUAAACCAUGCAUUGUCAUUUUCACACUUUAUAAAAACCUGUUGCUGCCGGUAAUUGAAAUAAAAUCUGAGAUGAGUGAA
Acanthaster planci (crown-of-thorns starfish) is the source of this 2482-nucleotide messenger RNA. Its product is annotated as 17S U2 SnRNP complex component HTATSF1-like. The record is from RefSeq and is a predicted model, not a curated record. Gene Ontology annotation, cellular component: U2-type spliceosomal complex; U2 snRNP. NCBI's taxonomy places the organism in Eukaryota, Metazoa, Echinodermata, Asteroidea, Valvatida, Acanthasteridae. Gene Ontology annotation, biological process: mRNA splicing, via spliceosome. Gene Ontology annotation, molecular function: RNA binding.